Molecule: messenger RNA, 1677 nt
Organism: Penicillium manginii
Lineage: Eukaryota; Fungi; Ascomycota; Eurotiomycetes; Eurotiales; Aspergillaceae
Exons: 1
Coding region: 1-1677 (558 amino acids)
Source: RefSeq, a predicted model, not a curated record
AUGAAAGCAGACCAGCCUGUCGCCGCUGCAUCUCAACUGGUCGCACUUGCGAUGGAUACGGUAUCUGGGGUGGUGGGGGCAGUCCGUAUGGCCCCCCCACAGUCCACAAAGGCACUAUCCAUCUAUUGCACACCGGUACCAGCCGGCAGUCUAGACCCCGAAGAACAGACCUGCUUCGACUGGUUCAUGAGAAAAACGACUACCAAGUUCGCCGGCGUAUUCAAAUCUCAGUUCUGGGAAACACUUGUCUUCCAAGCUAGUGCGCAAGAACCCGCCGUCCGCCAUGCCGUCGUCGCCUUAUCCGCGGCCCAUCGCUUUGAUAUUAGUGCUGGAUCCUGGGUCCCGGCUAUAUAUGGCGUCGAUGCGGAGCGAUUCACGUUACAACAAUACAAUAAAGCGAUUCAUCAUCUACGGAGUGUGACAAUGAAAAGUCAUGCACCAGGAUCGGAGCUGUCGAAUAAGAAAGCUCUUCGCGUCGCUCUCAUUACCUGCAUGCUCUUCGUUACGCUGGAGUAUCUUCGUGGCCAGUACAAAAUGGGCAGUGCACAUCUGCGAUACGGUAUACAGCUCCUGGCUGAUAUUUCGACGCCUUCGCCGCGAACUUCGAUGGCACCGGGUAUACUUAGCCCGGCGGAGGAUUUUGUGCAUGAUGCGCUAAUUGAUUCGUACACGAGGUUGACGGUUCAAUCGGCUAUGUUUGGUCAUGUACCGUCCCAUCUUUGUGUGAUUGUUCGCGAUCCGCAGGUGUACGCUCUACCUUAUACCUUCUCUUCUCUUCUGGAGGCGAGGCAGACCCUCGACGAUCUACUCCAUCGGAUCCAUUGUCUGGAGCGAUACAUUUAUCCACACCGCUCAAGCUCGCUUAAGAAGGAGGACGAGGAGAAUGAAUACAAGCCGGAAAAUGAUCCCAAAGCUUUCGAAACACAGCGCACAAUUGUGGCUGAUCUGUCACAGUGGCGGAAAUCUUAUCAAGCUUCUAUCUCCCUCAAGGCAGAGUCUCCGACAGAAAAAUGUGGGUUCCUCCUUCUCCGAGUAUAUCAUCAAAUGGCGAUGAUCAUGGCUUCAGUAUGUCUUUCGCGUGAGGGGGAGAUGGUCUUCGAUGCGUACACGAAUGAGUUUGUCACGGUAAUAACGACCUUCUUCGAUAUGUGGCGGUACUGGUGUACGAUUAGUACGCGCGUCGAGGAGAUAAAUCAGUCAUUACAGAAUGGCAACUCGAAGUGUGAAGGCUAUUCGUUCACGAUCGAGGCGGGCUUCAUCCCGCCGAUGUACUAUACAGGGCUGAAGUGUCGUAUUUCGAGGAUUCGUCGCUUAGCGAUUCGGUUGUUGAGGGCAGCACCGCACCGAGAGGGCGUAUGGAAUGGCCCACUGUUGGCGGAUGUUCUCGAUGAGGUUGUAGAGGUGGAAGAUGGUUCUUUCAACUACACUAAGAAUCAUUCAAAACAGGAUCCAGAUGACGAAUUCUCAGAUAGUGAUUUUCAGUUUGGCAAAAUGGAUUUGCCUUCGCCAGAGGUACGGACCGAGUCGCGAGUUUAUGAUGUCAAGGUUCUCUUGCCGGAUGUUGCUGGUGGAGACACAUUUAUGAGUUACGAGCAGAAGGGGGAUGAUGGUCAAUGGGAAACUUCCCGUCGGAAGGUCAAGAGGAAGAGCGUUGCAAAAUCUUGGGCGUUAUUUUAA